UGCUACUUACAUAGCUUCCGAUCCAAUCUUGCAAGAAGCAACUAGCAAGUCAUGGAGCUCCUCCCUUGCAUUGCCAUCCUCCUCCUCCUGUGCUCCUCCCUUGCGGCGGCGACGUCACCGGCGGGGACGCUCGAGCGUGUGACCAAGCAGCGGAUCCUGGCGAGCAUCCCGCCGGGUGGAGGCCCGCCCGUGCUGUUCCUCACCUCGCCGUCCGGCAAGUACGCGGCCUACUUCGUGCGCACCCACACCGUGCCGGGCGCCGGCGGGCUCGGCGCCGACUUCUGCUACGUCGAGGUGAUCGGCAAGACGGCCGGUCAUGGAGGCGCCGAGGGGGAGGGCGCCGCCGGCGGCACGAGCUUGUGGGAGUCGGAGUGCCGGCCGAUCAGCACGGUGAACUCGUGCGCGCUGCUCUUCUCGUGGGACGGGCUGGAGGUGUUCGACGGCAGCGAGGAGGUGUGGCACGGCGAGACCAACCGCGACGGCACCAACUUCCUCCAGACGCUCGAGCUCGUCGACGACGGCGACAUGCGCAUCCGCGACAAGGACGGUGAACUCGCAUGGCGAGCCAGCGACGAGCCGCGCCACUCGCAGCGAUGUGGUGCGCCGGGCUCCCCGGGGCUUGGCACCGCGCUCCCUCCCUUCGCCGAGCCCCUCGGCGCGCACAGCAGCAACCUACCUUUCGGCCAGGAGCCCGGCGGCAACGGCCACGUGGCGGAGCUGCCGGAGGGGGAGCUGCCGCAGGCGGCCGAUGUCAGCGGCGGAGCAGCGGCCUUCGGUGGCGCAACGGGGGUGGCUGGCCCUGAGCUCGGGCAGGGAGAGCACGACGCGGCGGCCGUGGGCGGUGUAGCGGCGGGGUUCGGCCAGCCGCUGGUGGACAACAGUCCCUAUGACAGUGGGGCCUGGAAAGACGGUCCUGAGGCCCGCCUCGCCGCCAUUGGCGUCGCUCUAUGCGUCUCCGCCGUGCUUGGCGCCAUGGGCUUGAACCUCUAAUCGAGGAGUCGCUGAUGGUGGUACAAUUGCUAGUCUGCGACAAACUGAUCAAAAAGAGCGUGGGAUGGGUCAUGUGUGGUGUUGCAUUUGGUGAUUUGGUCAACUAUGUGCUUUUCUUUCUUAUGCAUGUAUCAGAUAUUGUAAGAGGGCGAAAUUUGAUAUUGUAAUGUUGUAUUUGGUUAAUUGGAAUCA
Messenger RNA from Phragmites australis (common reed), 1182 nucleotides. RefSeq lists its product as uncharacterized. Bases 52 to 990 code for a protein of 312 amino acids. The record is from RefSeq and is a predicted model, not a curated record. NCBI's taxonomy places the organism in Eukaryota, Viridiplantae, Streptophyta, Magnoliopsida, Poales, Poaceae. The transcript has a single exon.